Molecule: messenger RNA, 1125 nt
Organism: Symbiodinium necroappetens
Lineage: Eukaryota; Dinophyceae; Suessiales; Symbiodiniaceae
Source: the annotation of a GenBank genome assembly
AUGAGCAGGCAGAGACACCUCGGUCUGAUUCCCAAUUCAGAUGCUUUCGAGCGCCCCAGAGUUUGGUCUUCAAGGAUCACGACCAUCGAGCAACUCGUGUUCGAUUCGGAGAGCACGUUGUUGGCCACAGUCUAUGAGAAGCAGCGGAAGCCCCUGGCGCGGCCGCUGAGCCGCCAGGGUGUCCAUCAGCUUCUCGAGGCCUAUCUGGUGCAUUGGCUCCUGGGGUCAGAUGAGGAAGGCAUUCGAAUGCUACUGAAUAGUGAGCGGCUCCGCCGAAAGACAUUCCCGCACUGGGAAGAGCUGGUCGCCUUUGCACACGGCCAGGUGAAGGCCCUGGACUGGGAAAGGGCACGCAGCUCGGGCUCUAGUGGUCUCAAUGCUGGCCGUUACACCUUUGAAGAUGCCCACGAGAUCGUGGGCGGCAUCACUCACUCCUUCGCAUCCUUUUGGGAGUCCGAAUGCACUGAAAUGAAGGAGCAGCUGAUCGCCAUGGACUCUCAGCACACCGGUCGAGUCCCGCUAUCCAAGUUCUACGGCACCGGCCUGGAAGCCGAUUGGCGCUUUGCCGAAUCGGAGGCUUACCUCCGGGAGCUGGGAGCCCUGGAUGAGACAGGCCGUGCCGGGAAGCAGGUGAUCAUCCCGAACUACAUCCAGGCGGCUUCGAACUGCAUCGUCGCCACAAAUCACUACAUGGUCUGCUGCGUCAACGACUGCAACCCGCUCCUCACAGAGCUUGACCGCUCUUUAAGGAGCCCCACGGCAGAGCCCCAGAGGAUUCUUGCCGUCGUGCGCAACAUGACCUCGGGAACAUCCCUGGAGGAUGAGGCUGAUGCUCGUGUCGAUGCGAAGAUGGCAGCUCAGUUGGAGACCAUCGCGGCGAACCACGGCGGGGAGGUCCCUAUCCAUGGCCGCCUGUUCUUGCAGUGGCUUCACUACGUCUUCCCUCGACAGUGCCCCUUCCCCCACAAAUCCGGGACCACAGUCCACCGGGCGCCCCUGGAGUUCGAAGGCGAGUAUGUGGCCUCGCAAGAGACCAUGAAGGCUCGCUCGUUGCGCUUGUAUUGCUGCGGACUGGGUCUCACCAGGUUCAUAACAUGUGCUGUCAUGGCCAGAAGCAUCACAUGA